Messenger RNA from Branchiostoma floridae (Florida lancelet), 1246 nucleotides. RefSeq names its product protein sax-3-like. The transcript has 8 exons. The record is from RefSeq and is a predicted model, not a curated record. Gene Ontology annotation, cellular component: plasma membrane. Gene Ontology annotation, molecular function: protein binding. NCBI's taxonomy places the organism in Eukaryota, Metazoa, Chordata, Leptocardii, Amphioxiformes, Branchiostomatidae. The coding region runs from base 141 to 917 and encodes 258 amino acids. Gene Ontology annotation, biological process: cell adhesion; axon guidance.
UACUAGCCUACCCUCUGAUUCUAACGCAGUCAGUUUCAGCUCAAAAUGCGGUCACCCUUCCCGAUGGUGGUACCACUAGAACAAACCUUGGCGAUGAUGCUUUACUGGAGUACGGGUAUACAACCGCCCCCGGUGCCACCAUGCUAUUAGAAAUCUGGAAGAAGAUGCCAUCAAGUGGAAUUGCCAGCAGGUCCAACGGUGGAUCGUUCGCUAUCUUUGCUGCUUGGAGGGGCAGGGUAGAGCCUGUUGGAGAGGCCAGCUUGAGACUCUUGAGUGUCACCAAGGAUGAUGUAGGACAGUACCAGUUCUCUACAACCUUCAGUGAUGGCACCUCAGAUAGCAAAGAGAGAACUUUGAUUGUCCAGUUUGCUCCAGAGGACACAACAGUCACAGCCACCCCUGGCCUGAUAGUUCAGGAAGGUGCCACCCAGGUGGUGCUCACCUGUCAGGCAGGUGGCAUCCCCGCCCCCACGUACACCUGGACAGGUGACAACCUCCCUGCCGAUGCUGCACAAGACCCUAACACGGGAACCCUGACGCUCGCCAACAUCCAGAGAGCCGCAGCAGGCCAGUACACCUGCACAGCUGGCAACGGGGUUCCGCAGCUGCCUGGAGACGAUCCUGCAGCACUGACCAACAGUGUUAGUGUUCAAGUCCAAUACCCAGGUUCCGCUCCCACUACACCAAAGGUUCAGCCAGAAGGUCCAGAAGUCACAAAGCCCCCACAAACAGGAGCCAAUUUUUCCGGAGCUGUAGCUGGAGCUGCAGUUGGAUGUUUUAUUGCAGGGUUACUGGUAGGGGGCGCUGCAGUCUUUCUGUUCCUCCAUUUCCGGACAGCAAAGAACAAUGCCAAGGAAAAAGAGGCCAAUACUGACAGUGACAGACAGUAUGAAAAUGUUCCCAUGGAAACGAUCUAACCAUCAUCCCAACCACCCCAGCCUAGUCAUGACUACCAGGAGCUGAGGCCUGCCAUCUACCAGAGUCUGCAGAAACACUGAGUGGACAGAUCCCAUAGCACCGCCCAUCGCCGUCAAAAUGUAAAAAAGCAAAAUAAUACAUAAAAAUUUAGAUAUUGUACAGACAUGCAUUCACUCUAUCAAUGGUCAAACUGCUAUUUGUAAUUCUAUCAUUGGUUGAACUGCUGAUUGCCUCCAUGAAAAAUGGAGGUAUACUUUUUCGUGUGUUUGUGUGUCUGUCUGUGUGUGCGUGUCUGUGUUUCCGCAUAGUUGUGGUCAGCAUAACUUUA